Molecule: messenger RNA, 798 nt
Organism: Ostertagia ostertagi
Lineage: Eukaryota; Metazoa; Nematoda; Chromadorea; Rhabditida; Trichostrongylidae
Source: the annotation of a GenBank genome assembly
AUGGUUGCGCCUUCAGGAAAAAAAGAACGCGAAAAGAAAGAGAAAGAAAGAGACGAGAAAGAUGAGAAAGUCGACCGACUUCUGCGGGACAUUUGUCACGCUGUACGACCACGAGGUAUCGGCUUGAUCAGAUUGCCGUUUGGUGUAUCGGAUCAUCGCUCGGGACCAUACCUACCGAAUCUGUACAUAGCAGGCAAUAAAAUCUAUCACAGGACACAGUCGAUACCUGAUGUCUCUCUGCCUGGCCAGGACAAGGACUUCUCCGGUCACGCUCAGCUGAAUCCGUUCACGCACAUGACUGGCGUUGGGGUUGAUCUCGAUCUUGGCGACUCCUGGGGCGCAGGAUAUGCUCUGCAAGGCGUCAAUUUCUUAGGUUUGGAUCUUCGCAAACACUAUCGGCAGUACGCGCAAAUGCCCCAUCUCUUCACCGAUGGUAUGCACCAACCUUUUCAAAAUUCGUUCAUUAUUGGCGCUGAGGUGGAUCCGUCAAAAUAUGUGAGCACAGCGUCGGCACUGGACGUGCCAAUCCCUGGACUGAAUGAGGUUUUUGACUUCCAAGAAGAAACUCUUAUAAAGCGUGAUGAAGAAUUAAUUGACAUCCGUCACACGAGAUUCUCUUUGCCGAUACCUGGCACUGACCAGCGGCUUCCAUUCAAGGCACAUUUAUUCGAACGCUUCAACGAUGUCAAUUUGAACUUCGCUCACGUCUUGCCAAGUAUAAACACUCAUCGCGUUAGAACUGAUGAUAUUGUCGACGAACUCGUAUCAAAUAGAGCAAAUCCUACACUCGUCGGCUGA